Molecule: messenger RNA, 1187 nt
Organism: Arabidopsis thaliana (thale cress)
Lineage: Eukaryota; Viridiplantae; Streptophyta; Magnoliopsida; Brassicales; Brassicaceae
Gene: bHLH115
Product: basic helix-loop-helix (bHLH) DNA-binding superfamily protein
Exons: 6
Coding region: 142-1020 (292 amino acids)
Biological process (GO): chemical homeostasis; regulation of DNA-templated transcription; intracellular iron ion homeostasis
Cellular component (GO): nucleus
Molecular function (GO): protein dimerization activity; DNA-binding transcription factor activity
Source: RefSeq, marked reviewed
AAGAGAAUCCAUGCCUAGCACUAUACCAUAUCUCUUUUUUCUUCCGUUUUUCCACACAUUGUCUCUACCUUUCCCUUUUUCAGAUUUGACCCUUUGUUUUCAAAAGAAACGAUUUUUAGUAGCCGCCGGGGAAUCAGGAGAAUGGUGUCUCCGGAGAAUACGAACUGGCUUAGUGAUUACCCUUUGAUUGAAGGUGCUUUCUCUGAUCAGAACCCCACUUUCCCUUGGCAGAUAGAUGGCUCAGCUACUGUCAGGAUUGGUAGUUAUAUCUGGAGAAGUUGUUAUGGAUGUGUGAUCACUCAGUUGGUUUUUAGAUGCUCUUGUUGUGAUAGAGAUAUUGGACUUCUGCAUAAAUCAAUCCUCUGUUUUUUUUUUUGUCUCCGUUUUGCUUACGUUCCUCUGUUUCCUAAAGAAGUAGACGAAUCUAGAUCUCUACCAAUUGCGAAAGGAAGUGUUGAAGUGGAUGGCUUCCUUUGUGAUGCAGAUGUGAUCAAAGAACCAAGUUCAAGGAAGAGGAUCAAAACUGAAUCUUGCACUGGUUCUAACUCGAAAGCUUGUAGGGAGAAACAAAGACGUGAUAGACUAAAUGACAAGUUUACGGAGUUGAGUUCCGUAUUGGAACCUGGGAGAACUCCAAAAACAGACAAGGUUGCUAUUAUCAAUGAUGCAAUUCGCAUGGUGAAUCAAGCAAGAGAUGAAGCGCAGAAACUAAAGGACUUGAACUCAAGCCUCCAGGAGAAAAUCAAGGAGUUGAAGGAUGAGAAGAACGAGCUGCGUGAUGAGAAACAGAAGCUUAAGGUCGAGAAGGAGAGAAUCGAUCAGCAACUGAAAGCUAUUAAGACACAGCCUCAGCCUCAACCUUGUUUCUUACCAAAUCCGCAAACACUCUCUCAAGCUCAAGCUCCUGGAAGCAAGCUUGUCCCUUUCACAACUUAUCCCGGCUUUGCAAUGUGGCAAUUCAUGCCUCCUGCUGCUGUUGAUACCUCACAGGACCAUGUCCUUCGUCCUCCAGUUGCUUAAAGCUGCUGCUUCUCUCUACUACUAUUAACGGUUCUGUAAGAUUACUUCUUACGCGCUUUUUUCUGAUGUAAUGAUUCUCACAUUCUGUGAUUGGUGACAUAGUCCACUGCAACUUAAAAUGUAAAAUUGAAAUAAGCUUGCACUAAAAAUCAAAUCUCAUUGUGCAA